UAAUCAAUAUGAAGUAAGUCAUAAUGAUUACAGCAAGCUGAAACUUUUAACUGCUUCAAAAUAGUAUUUUAGAUGUUAGCUACCUUUUCUAUUGCAUAUUAGGAAAGAUGUUUCCUCUCUUUAAAAAAAUCUAUAAAGCAAAAGUACUUAAAAAUUUGUGUUGCUAGAGCAGCAGUUUUGGAACUUAUGUUUUUUGUAGAACGUUCCAAACAUUUGGAAACAGGUGCUCUGUGAUAGUUUUUCUUUGUGUAUUCAAGUGAGAUGAAAUUUGCCUUGCUUCAUUUCAAUGCUUCAUAUCUAAAGUUAUGCUAUAAAUUGCUGGAAUCUUGUUAAAGGAGAAGCUAAAAUAUUUUGCUUUGGAGGUAUUGAAUUUAUUUGGUACAUGAGAAUAAACAAAAGAUGAAAGUUACUAUGAGAGGUUAAGGAGAUUAACAGAGAAGCUGCUUGUUGUUAAACAAUGUAAGAGUUUUGCAUGGUAUAAGGUGUGAAAUUGUACAGAAAAUUGUUGGAUUUAAUGGGAAGUAGGUGCCUUUUCCUAAAUAGAAAAUGUAAAAUAGAAUAUAGUUUCAGAUAAGAUAUUAGAAUGCUUAUUUGUUUUAGCUCAUAUUAUCCUAUGUUAUAAGCAAUACAGCAUCUGGAAUUGUUAAAUCUAGCAUGUUUGAUGUUGUUUUGUAAUUGAUGCUUGUAUUGGUCAGGAGAUUUAGUUUUUUGUUUGUGAAUUUUGUAUCCAUCAUCAGAAGAACUGAUCUCAUCUCAUAUGUUCAUUUAUAAAAUAAUGCAGAAUCUGAUGUGAUCAGUAAGAUUCAUACAGAGACUCUCUAGUCAGAAAUUCUAGCAGAAGUGAAAUCCUGUAUUCUCUUUUUGGGUAAGCCUAGAAAACUCUCACCUUUUUCAGUUAUUAGUGUAAUGAGUGUAACUAACUCAAGGUGUUUAUACAUCUUAGUCCUUCAGAUUUGUUUCCACUUGCUUUGUAAGGUAUAUUUUGUUGGUGAAGUUAACAUAACUUUGGUGUACAUCAAAGCUUAAUGUUCAGUUAAGGAAUAAUCAGAUAUCCUGAGAAAAUUUAUAUUGUCCUUAGACUGCACAAAUAGAUUUUGCUAAUCAUGCCACCAUAAUGCAGAUGAAACAACGGAAAGAAAGACAAAGAAGAAACAGCAUGGAACCCUUAUUAGAAGAGGAAACGGUAAAAAAAGUAAAUGUAAAGUAUGACAAAUUGGAAAAACAGAAGCAAGGGGGGCCCGGUAUGGUGCUACGACGCAUCCUACUAGGGAUGUGCCUUAUCCAGUUUGCUAUCACUGCAUACUUAGCACUGUGCAUCUACAAUUCAGCCUAUUCAAGUGUGAAAGGAGUGAAAAAUAUGCCACAGAUAAAAGCUCAGCGCAACAAAGAUGGAACAGAUCGUAAACAGCCUGCUAAGAAAUAUGGGGAAUUUGACAUUGGGGAGAACCAGGCAGCGAUUGUCAUGGCUCAGCAAGAUGUCAAGCCUCAUGUUGUUCGCGAUUUUGAGGUGAAGUGGAAUGAUGCGGCCCAAGCAAAAUUGCUUGCCUCUGUAGAUAUUCCUGUGGUAGAAGUGUGGGGGAAAGCUGCAAUAGGAUCCUACUUAUGGCAACAUAUCCUGGAAGGUGAAGAAAGUUUAGAUGAAACAAUGCCUGGUGCUACUGUUGGGGAGUUGAGAAUGCCUGCAUUUGUACUCAGAUAUAGAUCAGGUCCUGGUGUCAUCCCAGAAACUGUACCACGUGAUGUAAAAUACCUCGUUCUGGUUGUAAAUGGUCGAACUCCAGAGAAGAUAAAGGAUGCAAAACAAUGGCUUGAUGAUUUGAAGAUGUGGGACAUGCCACCUGAAAUUAUGUUAAUUAUGCUGGGAAAUGAGAAGUGUGAUAACGAAUGGGUGCUCAAUUAUGUGUCACCAAAGGGUCCAGUUGUAACUGUUCUGCUGACCUAUGAUGACCCAAGAGUAGAUCAGAAGACUUUUUACCAGUGGCCUCUUGGUGUUGCAACAUACAGACAGUUUCCUGUCAUAGAAGAAGAACAGGUAUCUCCAGAGGCUCCUAGAAAAUAUGUAUGUAACCUGAGGGUAACACUUCAUCCUAACUCCUCUAGAAUAGCCCUUCAUAAGUUCCUGAAAAAUGAUGCCUAUGCUUCCAACAACUGUUUCAUAUCAGUCAGAGAAAAAUGGCUGCCAAAUGAAACCCCUGAAUCAAUGAAUGAGUAUGUUUGGUCUCUGUUGCAGUCGGAUCUCACACUUUCUCCUGCUGGGAUGAAUACAGAAACAUAUAGAGUAUAUGAGGCAAUGUCAGCUGGAAGUACACCUGUAAUAGAAGAUGUAGCAACCCCAGGUCAUUGUGACACAUCCCCAUGGAGGUUGUUAAAGAAACAUGGACCUCCAGCAAUCUUCGUCAAGUCGUGGGAACAGUUACCUAAAAUUCUCGCUAAGGAACGCAGAUUCAGCAAGCAGUACAAGGCUCUUCGUAGAUUACGUGUGUUCCAGUGGUAUGAGUGGUUCAAGCUUAAAAUGAGGGACAGGUUCAUCUCCAUUAUAUCAUCUAAUCUAAUACAACAUGGCUGAAGGAACAACAGACACUGUUUGGUUCUUACUUUGGAUUCUCUCUCUCUACUUUUUGUUAAUUGGUAGUGAGAUUUUUACCUAGUCUGUAAAUGCUUUUAUGUGACAUUGAAGUAUUUUAAUGGUUUCUUGUGUCAAGAAACUACAGUUAUGAAUUAUGUUAAAAAUAAUAGAAUGUGUUGGGGGAAAUUUAAGAAUGCAGGUACUGUGGUGCCAUACAAGUUAUGUUCAAAGUAAUUAUGCUGUAUCUCAUUCUUUUUGCAUAGUCAAAGUAAUUAUGCUGUA
This is a messenger RNA of Penaeus monodon (black tiger shrimp), 2848 nucleotides long. RefSeq names its product ribitol-5-phosphate xylosyltransferase 1-like. Gene Ontology annotation, cellular component: Golgi apparatus. Gene Ontology annotation, biological process: protein O-linked glycosylation via mannose. NCBI's taxonomy places the organism in Eukaryota, Metazoa, Arthropoda, Malacostraca, Decapoda, Penaeidae. The coding region runs from base 1115 to 2566 and encodes 483 amino acids. Gene Ontology annotation, molecular function: ribitol beta-1,4-xylosyltransferase activity. The transcript is spliced from 10 exons. The record is from RefSeq and is a predicted model, not a curated record.